Messenger RNA from Rhinolophus ferrumequinum (greater horseshoe bat), 2265 nucleotides. It is a transcript of the gene MMP19, whose product is annotated as matrix metallopeptidase 19. The transcript is spliced from 9 exons. Lineage: Eukaryota; Metazoa; Chordata; Mammalia; Chiroptera; Rhinolophidae. Gene Ontology annotation, biological process: proteolysis; extracellular matrix organization; collagen catabolic process. Gene Ontology annotation, cellular component: extracellular matrix. The coding region runs from base 142 to 1776 and encodes 544 amino acids. The record is from RefSeq and is a predicted model, not a curated record. Gene Ontology annotation, molecular function: metalloendopeptidase activity; zinc ion binding.
AGAGGACCAGAGACUAGAGAGAGAAAAGAACUGGAGGUAAGAGCCCCCCCAUCCAUCCCAUCUAGCCCUACUCCUCCAGGCUCCCAGAAAUCUCAGGGCAGAGGCCACAGACAGCUUCUGGAACUCCUGCCUGGUGGGACCAUGAACUGGCAGCCGCUGUGGCUGGGCUUCCUACUUCCCAUGACAGUCUCAGGCCGGGCCCUGGGGCCUGCAGAGAAGGAGGCAGCAGUGGAUUACCUUUUGCAAUAUGGGUACCUACAGAAGCCUCUGGAAGGACCUGAUGACUUCAGGCCAGAAGAUAUCACAGAGGCUCUGAGAGCUUUUCAGGAAGCAUCUGAGUUGCCAGUCUCAGGUCAACUGGAUGAUGCCACAAGGGCCCGCAUGAGGCAGCCCCGUUGUGGCCUGGAGGAUCCCUUCAACCAGAAGACCCUUAAAUACCGACUCCUGGGCCGCUGGAGAAAGAAGCACCUGACCUUCCGCAUCUCGAACCUGCCCUCCACCCUUCCACCUCACACAGCCCGGGCAGCCCUGCUUCAGGCCUUCCAGUACUGGAGCAAAGUGGCCCCCCUGACCUUCCGGGAGGUGCAGGCUGGCUGGGCUGACAUUCGCCUUUCCUUCCAUGGUCGCCAAAGCCCGUACUGCUCCAAUACCUUUGAUGGGCGUGGGAGAGUCCUGGCACAUGCCGACAUUCCAGAGCUGGGCAGCGUGCACUUUGAUGAAGAUGAGCUUUGGACUGAGGGAACCUACCAGGGGGUAAACCUGCGCAUCAUUGCAGCCCAUGAACUGGGCCACGCCCUGGGGCUGGGGCACUCCCGAUAUACCCAGGCCCUCAUGGCCCCUGUCUACACUGGCUACCGGCCCCACUUCAAGCUGCACCCGGAUGAUGUGGCAGGGAUCCAGGCUCUCUAUGGCAAGAAGAUCCCAGAAAUAAAUGAUGAAGAAGAGGAGACGGAACUCCCCUCUAUACCCCAAGUGCCCAGAGAACCCAGUCCCAUGCCCGAUCCCUGCAGUGUUGAACUGGAUGCCAUAAUGCUGGGACCCCGCGGGAAGACCUAUGCCUUCAAGGGGAGCUAUGUGUGGACUGUGACAGAUUCAGGGCUGGGUCCCUUGUUCCAAGUGUCUGCUCUUUGGGAGGGGCUUCCAGGAAACCUGGAUGCUGCCGUCUACUCUCCUCGAACACAAUGGAUUCACUUCUUUAAGGGAGAUAAGGUGUGGCGCUACAUUAAUUUCAAGAUGUCUCCUGGCUUCCCCAAAAAGCUGAAGAGGGUAGAACCCAACCUGGAUGCAGCUCUCUAUUGGCCUGUCAACCAAAAGGUGUUCCUCUUUAAGGGCUCCGGGUACUGGCAGUGGGAUGAGCUGGCCCGAACUGACUUCAGCCACUACCCCAAACCAAUCAAGAAGUUAUUUACAGGAGUGCCAGAGCAGCCCUCAGCUGCUAUGAGUUGGCAGGAUGGCAGCGUCUACUUCUUCAAGGGCAAACAGUACUGGCGUCUCAAUCGGCAGCUUCUAGUAGAGAAAGGCUAUCCCAGAGAUACAGCCCACAACUGGAUGCACUGUAAUCCUCAGACCCCAGAUACCACCCCAUCAGGUGGGGACACCGCUCCCUCAGCUACAGGCACUGACUAUUCACCCACAGGAACAACCUUGGAUACCACCUCCUCAGCCUUAAAUAGCACCUUAAACAUUGACCAGUCACCCAGAGACACAAUCUUAGACAUGGCCCCCUCAGACUUUCAUUCCUUGCUAAUGUCACCCUCCAAGAGGCCUAAGACCUGAACCAAAUGUCGGCUCACUAGACUGCAGGUACUACAGCAGAGGCAUGGACUAUAGACCCUAGGCCUCUAAAUGUCCCAUCUCUAGUCACCACUCCCUUGUGCUCUUUCCUUCCUGGGCAGUGACUCCCUAACUCUGGGUCAGCCCCUAUCCAUGUCUUUCCUGUCCUAGGUAGCUCUUCCAACUGUUAUCUAGUCUCUGGAGGACAGAGAGAUCUCAAUCAGGCCUUUAGCUGACAGGUGGCAGCAGCUGGGAAGCUGAAUGCCUGGGUCCUGUUCUUCCCAAAUAAAGUACAAGAACACAGCAUGGCCUGUAAAACCAAGCGCUUUGGAAUCCUUGAGAAUCACAUUUGCUUGUUUACGACCUGAGCAAGUUAAUUAACCUUGUUGAGUGUCGGAGUCCCCAUCUACAAAAUAAGGUUAAUACCACUCCUGUAGGGUUGUUGCAUUAAAUGAAAUACUGUACAUGAACUUCCCAGCACAGCGUCUGGAA